AUGAAUAAAAUUGAGAAAAAAAAAACAAGUAAACGUGGUAAAAGUCGUAGAAAUAGAACUCACCAUCUACAAAAUCAGCUAGUAUUCACUGUUAAGGAGAACCCAUUCUAUCCUCCAUUGCUUUUACCACAAUCUCUUCCAACAAAAGAAGAGAUAAAAAAUUUUGUUGAAAAAUUAAUUUCGAAACCCAAGCUGGGAAGGUUUCCAAAUUCUUUUAUCAUAUAUCGUAAUGUGUAUGUUAAAUAUUUGAAAGAUAAUGGCCACAAGAUUCCCAUGACCGAACUUUCACCAAUGCUCUCACGUUCAUGGUAUAUGGAACCGUCUUGCGUAAAGGAAGCCUACUCGGAAAUCUCAAAAGAAAUUGAACGGCAAUAUAAUCGAAUAACUAAAAAGAAUCAUCCUCCAAAAAACCAACCAACUUUGAAUGAAUCAUUCCCAGAGACACCUCAAGCUCCUACGGUGGAACCCGAUUUUCAUAAUGAACUCUUUCUAUCUUCUUUUUCAGAACCAAUUAUCUCCUGGUCUCCUGUUGAAUAUAUUGAUGUUUCACCUAACCAAUUUAUUCACUCGUCCGACACAUACGGUUUUCCACCUUUAUUUCCUGUAAACAACGGUUUGUUUUCUGAUAUUACUUCUGAAAUUCCUUACGACGGCUGUUUAACGUCGUCUCCAAGUAUUGAAGUUGAUUUAAGUUGUCAUUUUAAUAUCAAUCACGUGAUAUGA
This is a messenger RNA of Acaulospora morrowiae, 723 nucleotides long. NCBI's taxonomy places the organism in Eukaryota, Fungi, Glomeromycota, Glomeromycetes, Diversisporales, Acaulosporaceae. The record is from the annotation of a GenBank genome assembly.